AUGAGGCCGUUGACCGUGAUAUCUGUUGAUUCUCAAUUUUCAUUUUUUAGUUCACAGCGGCGGGGUGCACGGGGGACACUAUUAUGCAUAUAUCAGGCCAACACUGGGUUUGUUGUUGUUGUACAAUAUGGAUUGUUAACUUCUGUACUUGCGUAUUAUUUUGAGAGAAAAGAUAAAACUUCAAAUUCUAGUGCUUAUAUUGCUAAAAUUGAGGUUGCUAAAGAAUUUGGUAUACCAGUGCAAUUCCAGCGUUACUGGCUAUGGGCAAAGCGCCAGAACCAUACAUAUCGGCCCAAUCGUCCAUUGACAGCUCAAGAAGAAGUUCAAUCCGUUGGUCAACUGAGAGAGGUUUCAAAUAAAGCGAAUAAUGCUGAGCUAAAAUUGUUUUUGGAGGUAGAAUUUGGCCUGGAGUUGCAACCUGUUCCUCCUCCAGAGAAGAUCAAGGAAGAUAUCCUUCUAUUUUUCAAACUUUAUGACCCUUCGAAAGAGGAGAUAAGGUAUGCUGGACGGCUUUUUCUAAAUGAGUUGGCUGGCUUUUUGCCUGAUGAAGAAAUUGAACUUUUUGAGGAAAUAAAAUUUGAACCAAAUGUGAUGUGUGAACACAUUAACAGGAACCUGAGUUUUCGUGGCUGUCAGCUAGAAGAUGGGGAUAUUAUUUGCUUUCAGAAAUCCCUUCGGAAGCAAGGGAAUGAACAAUAUCGCUUUCCAGAGGUCCCUUCGUUUUUGGAAUACGUGCACAAUCGCCAGGUUGUUCGCUUUUGCUCAUUGGAGAAAUCCAAGGAGGACGAGUUCACUCUGGAGUUGUCGAAGCAGAACAACUAUGAUGAAGUUGUUGAAUGCUUAGCUCGCCAUCUUCACUUGGAUGAUCCAUCAAAAGUAAGGCUUACAUCACAUAAUUGCUAUUCACAGCAUCCAAAGCCUCAGCCAAUAAGGUAUCACGGCGUUGAUCGUCUCACAGAAAUUCUCAGUCACUAUAAUCAGACUUCAGAUAUUUUGUAUUAUGAAGUCCUGGAUAUUCCUUUACGAGAGCUGCAGGGCUUAAAAACUCUCAAAGUUACUUUUUAUCAUGCUGCCAAGGAUGAAGUGACUAUCCAUACUAUCAGAUUGCCAAAACAAAGUACCAUAGGAGAUGUUCUUAAUGACCUGAAAACAAAGGUUGAACUGUCACGGCCAGAUGCUGAACUAAGAUUGGUGGAAGUGUUUUACCACAAGAUAUAUAAGAUUUUUUCCCUUAAUGAAAGGAUUGAGAACAUAAUUGAUCAAUACUGGACGCUACGUGCAGAGGAGAUUCCUGAAGAGGAGAAAAACCUGGACCCUCAUAGUCGCUUAAUUCAUUUUUAUCAUUUUAUGGACGACACAGCUCAAAAUCAAGCAAGUGUGCAUCAUUAUCAACUAUCCCCGCGGUAAAUGGUACUGCAAGUAUUGUGAAAGUAUGCUACAGAGGGAGAAGUUCGCGGAACGCAAUGCGAAUGCCUUAGCAGCUGCCAGGGUCUCCGGCGUUGAUUCUAUAGAGCAAAUAACAAACCGCUGCAUUUAUUUUGUCAAGAACGCCGAAGAGGCUGAAUUUAUUGCAUGUGUUUUAUGCAGAGCUUAUGACUUUAGCAAGCCUGGUUUCGGUCCAUGGGCUGUCAUCCUUUGUGAUCAGUGUGAGAAAGAGCAUCACGUUGGCUGCUGAAGAAAAGCAAGUUAGCAGAUUUAAAGGAAUUGCCUAAAGGGAAGUGUUUCUGUAGUACAAAUUGCAAGAGGAUCUAUUCUGCACUGCAAAAUUUGCUAAACUCAGGAGAAGAAAGGUUGCCCGAUUCUUGUUUGGAUGCAACAAGGGUGAAGGAAAAUGAAAAGUUGUUUGGUUGCUGGUGGUGAACUUGAUGUUAGAUGGAGACUUCUGAGUGGAAGAGUUUCCUUCGUGAAACCCGAAGGCUUCUGGCAAAAGCUGUUUCUAUCUUCCAUGAUGGUUUCAAUCCUAUUGUUGAUUCAGUAACAGGACGUGACUUCAGUCCAUUUUAUGGUCUAUGG
Molecule: messenger RNA, 2013 nt
Organism: Capsicum annuum
Lineage: Eukaryota; Viridiplantae; Streptophyta; Magnoliopsida; Solanales; Solanaceae
Product: ubiquitin C-terminal hydrolase 12
Exons: 21
Coding region: 1-1407 (468 amino acids)
Source: RefSeq, a predicted model, not a curated record